This is a messenger RNA of Baudoinia panamericana UAMH 10762, 1588 nucleotides long. RefSeq lists its product as uncharacterized. The transcript is spliced from 2 exons. NCBI's taxonomy places the organism in Eukaryota, Fungi, Ascomycota, Dothideomycetes, Mycosphaerellales, Teratosphaeriaceae. Bases 116 to 1516 code for a protein of 466 amino acids. The record is from RefSeq and is a predicted model, not a curated record.
UGUAAGACUCGGCCACUGAUCCGAACAUACAUUAUAUUUCGUACCUUACUUGUCAUGAACUAUCCUACCGCUAUGCGCCACCACUCGUAGCGAACGAGGCAUUACCAUUGAUCGCAUGCGCAGCAUUACACAAGUAUACAUACCAACCGCGGGCGGAAGGAGAACAAGCACGGGGUUCUUCAGCGGUCAGGGACAGCACCGACAUAGCCGCGCAAAUAUGAAUUCUUCAUCAUACUUUCGCCUACCUUCGAUAUUACUGCUUGCGGCAUUUGCAACAGCGCAAGACCUCUACUUCACCUCACCCACUGCCAAUGCCAUCACGGCGCUUGGCUCACCCUUGAACUACACCGCCGGACAAGAUGUGCGGGUUGCAUGGUAUUCGACGUUCAAUGCUACCACUUUGCGGGUAUGGCAGGGACCAAUGGUGGAUGGCAGCUACAUUGGGGAGGUCUUGAGUGCUAGCAAUCCUCCUGGAGCGCAGGCGUAUACCUGGAGCGCGGAGCCACCAGACAGCCAAUCUUCGAGCGGGCUGUACCUUGAACUUGUCAAUGAUAAUGACAGUACCUGCGGGAACUGCAAGGUCGACAGUCUGCCGUUCGUUGUUUCUAGACCGAGCAGUAUAACGAGCUCGAUCACAUCCUCCAGCACGACUGCGAGUUCGACAUCUUCAGCCUCGUCAUCAUCAUCCACUUCGACUUCGACUUCGACUUCGUCAACAUCGUCCCCUUCAUUGACGACAUCAUCUAUGUCGGCGAACUCAGCAGGAGCAACAACCAGCUCUUCGAGCAGCGCAUCGGCAUCCGCAUCCACAACUGACACCACAUCAAGCGCAUCCUCAACAUCUUCAUCGACAGUCACAGCCGCAACGAACAGCGCUGCUGCUCUAAGCAACAAAGCUUCGCAGCACAACCACCAAUUAGUCCUCGGCCUCGCGAUAGGCCUCGGCGUAGGCAUCCCACUACUGCUCCUGCUCCUCGGCUGCUGCAUCUUCGCUCUCUUACGCCGCCGCCGCAAGCAUAACCCUCGACGAUCUACCGCAAAAGGCGACGGCGGCCCCGUCAUCUCCCGUCCAACGCUUGAUAUAGCACGAGGGCAGCAAGACGGAGCGAGCCAGCAUAGCCGACAUCCGCUUCACGCACCAAACCACAUCGCGGCAGCUUACUUCCCCACAACGCGAUGGGGCCGACGCUCCAACGCUGCGUCUACCGCGCCGUCAACGGCGUCGUCAUACCACGGACCCUUCCAGUUCGAGAUCCCGCCUGGCAACCAGGACUUCGAAGCCAAGAGCGUCACCGGCGAAGUGCACGAUGCCGCCUCUCAUGGUUUGGCGCGUUCAAGAGCGAGCACGCCAAGCACCCAACGCACCCAUUGGACGAAUGGGCAGGGAGGAAGGUUGCGGAGUAUUGACGAGUCUGGCGGUAGAGGCGGUUCGGAUGGCGCCAGUGUGCGAUCCAGUGCGAGGACGAGCCCGGAUUGGCCUCUGCCUCCUGGAGCGGGACCAGGGUGGCGAGGAUGAGAUUCGUGCUCGGGCUUUUGCUGAGCUUUUCGUUUAGCGUUACGGCCUUUCAUGACUAUGCGACCACGCCAU